AUGACGACCGAUAUCGGAGUGUCGGUGCGAUGGGAUCCGGUCACACAACAAGACCAGGAGGACUACGACUACGACGGCGGCAACAGCUCCUCCAGACUCUUCGAGAGGUCCCGUAUAAAAGCAUUGGCAGAUGAACGCGAGUCGGUCCAGAAGAAGACAUUCUGCAAAUGGGUUAACUCACAUCUGGUUCGCGCCAACAGCCGAAUCACCGACUUAUACACAGAUCUAAGAGAUGGCAAAAACCUGAUUAAAUUAUUAGAAAUCCUUUCGGGAGAGAGACUGCAAAAGCCGACUAAAGGAAAGAUGAGAAUCCAUUGUCUGGAGAAUGUGGACAAAGCGCUGCAGUUUCUGUUACGCGAACAGAGAGUACAUCUCGAAAAUCUUGGUUCCCAUGAUAUCGUUGACGGCAAUCCUCGUCUCACUCUGGGUCUCAUUUGGACCAUUAUAUUGCGGUUCCAAAUACAAGACAUCACUAUCGAAGAGGUGGACAAUCAGGAGACGAAGUCAGCAAAGGAUGCGCUAUUGUUAUGGUGUCAGAUGAAGACCGCCGGUUAUCACGCGGUGAACGUCCGUAACUUCACCAACAGUUGGAAAGAUGGUCUGGCCUUCAAUGCGCUCAUUCAUAAACAUAGACCAGAUUUGAUACAAUACGACAAACUCUCGAAAUCCAAUGCAAUUCAUAACCUCAACAAUGCCUUCACUGUCGCCGAAGAGAAAUUAGGUUUGGCUUCACUUCUUGACGCCGAAGACGUGUUCACAGAAAAUCCGGACGAGAAGUCUAUCAUUACAUAUGUCGUCACUUAUUAUCAUUACUUCUCGAAGAUGAAGGCCGAGACGGUUCAGGGAAGACGUAUCGGCAAAGUUGUUGGACAGGCGAUGGACAACGAGAAUAUGAUUCACGAAUACGAAACCCUCACAUCAGAUCUGCUUAAAUGGAUUGAACAGAUGAUCGACUCGUUGUCUGACAGGAAUUUUGCCAAUUCUUUGAAUGGCGUUCAGCAACAGUUGUCCGCCUUUAGUAACUAUAGAACCGUCGAAAAGCCCCCGAAGUUCAUCGAAAAGGGAAAUUUGGAAAUACUUUUGUUCACACUUCAAAGCAAAAUGCGAGCAAACAAUCAGAAGCCAUAUCUGCCAAAAGAGGGCAAAAUGAUAUCCGAUAUAAACAAGGCGUGGGAACGGCUCGAAAAGGGCGAACACGAGCGCGAGUUGGCUCUGAGAGAAGAACUCAUACGACAGGAGAAAUUGGAACAAUUGGCCGCACGUUUCGACCGAAAGGCCGGAAUGAGGGAGACGUGGCUCUCAGAGAAUCAACGACUUGUCUCUCAAGACAACUUUGGUUUUGAUUUGCCGGCAGUCGAGGCGGCGGCUAAGAAACACGAAGCCAUUGAGACGGAUAUAUUCGCUUACGAAGAACGAGUUCAAGCGGUGGUCGCCGUUGCUCUGGAAUUAGAGGCCGAGAACUAUCACGACAUCGAUCGCAUCAAUUCGCGCAAAGAUAAUGUUCUCAGACUUUGGAACUAUUUGUUGGAAUUGUUGCGAAACAGAAGAUCACGACUUGAAAUGUCAAUGGCUUUGCAGCAGUCCUUCCAAGAAAUGGUUUAUAUAUUGGAUUCUACGGACGAAAUCAAAGCCCGUCUCUUAUCAGACGACUUUGGAAAGCAUUUAAUGGGUGUCGAAGAUCUGCUCCAAAAGCACAGUCUGGUUGAGGCGGAUAUCAAUGUUUUGGGCGAAAGAGUUAAGACAGUCGUUCAUAAUUUGCAAUACUUUAUUACUGAAGAAUCGUUGAGUGGUUACAAACCGUGUGAUCCAGAGAUUGUUGACGAACGCAUCAGACAAUUAGAGGCCGCGUAUUCAGAACUGGUCCAACUGGCCAUCGAUAGAAGAGGCAAACUCGAGGAGUCCCGCAAAUUGUGGCAAUUCUAUUGGGAUAUGUCUGAAGAGGAGGCUUGGAUUAAAGAGAAGGAACAGAUCCUCUCCUCUGCAGAGAUUGGACACGACUUAACGACUGUUCAUCUGCUCAUCAGUAAGAAUAGAGCGCUUGAAGACGAGUUGGCGGCACACGAGCAGCAGCUGAUGGCUGUCGUCAGAGUCGGCGACGAUCUCAUAAAUGCCGGUCAUUUUGGAGCUGAAAAUAUUGAACAACGCAUUCAUGAAAUUAUGAGCGUUUGGGACAACCUUAAGGAACUCCAGGCGUUGAGGACAAUGCGAUUGACUGAAGCCAUUGAUUUCCAUCAGUUCUUCGCUGAUGCGGAUGAUGUGGACGCCUGGAUGUUAGACACACUGCGUUUGGUCUCCAGCGAAGACGUUGGCGUCGAUGAGGCGAACGCACAGUCUUUGCUUAAGAAACACAAUGAAAGCGCAGAAGAAUUGAAGAGUUAUUCAUCAGUAAUCGACGCUUUGAAAGAGCAGUCAAAUUCAUUGGGAGAAUCCGACAGACAAGACCCGGAAGUGUUGGAUAGAAUCGCGACGAUUGAGCGCCGCUAUAAAGAACUGCUCGAAUUGGCUAAACUCCGAAAGCAGCGCCUUUUGGACGCCAUAUCUCUUUAUCAGCUCUUUAGCGAAGCCGAUGGCGUCGAGCAAUGGAUCGCCGAAAAGGAGAAGAUGUUGUCUUCAAUGGUAAUGAGCAGAGAUAUGGAAGACAUUGAAGUUAUGAAACAUCGAUUCGAGACCUUUGAUCAGGAGAUGAAUUCAAACGCUAAUAAAGUGGCGUUUGUUAACCAAUUGGCGGCCCAACUGCUGAACGUAGAGCACCCCAACUCUGAACAAAUCCUCGCGCGUCAGAACCAACUCAACCAAAGAUGGUCUGAAUUGCGCGAAAACUCUGAACAAAAACGCGAGGAAAUCAAUUCAGCGCAUGGCGUCCAGACUUUCCACAUUGAAUGUCGAGAGACUAUUUCAUGGAUCGAAGAAAAGACUAAAUUAUUGCAAUCAACCGAAGACUUAGGAAAUGAUUUGACGGGUAUUAUGACUCUCCAAAGAAGACUGAGUGGAAUGGAGAGAGAUUUGGCGGCCAUUCAGGUCCAGUUGGAUCAGUUGGAGACAGAAGCAGAUAAGAUGAAGGCUGACCAUCCCGAAGAAGUGGAAGCUAUCUCUGAACGUGUGUCACAAAUAUCGCAAGUUUGGGAACAGUUGACGCAAUUGCUUAAGGAUAGAGAUGCGAAGUUGGAAGAGGCCGGAGAUCUGCACCGAUUCCUUCGAGAUUUGGAUCACUUCCAGGCGUGGCUCACAAAGACUCAAACAGACGUGGCGUCAGAGGACACGCCUAACAAUUUGGCCGAAGCGGAGAAGCUGUUGAGUCAACACCAGCAGAUCCGCGAAGAGAUCGAUAACUACACGGAAGACUACAACUCAAUGAUGGAAUACGGGCACCGAAUCACUCACGACCAGACAGACCCGCAGUACAUGUUUCUGCGCGAGAGGUUAAAAGCGCUGAGCGAUGGCUGGACUGAAUUGCAUAAGAUGUGGGAAAACCGACAGCAGCUGUUGUCGCAGAGUUUGAAUCUUCAGAUGUUUUUACGCGAUUCAAAACAGGCGGAAGUGUUGCUCAAUCAACAGGAGAACUACUUGUCCAAAGACGAGACGCCGACCACAUUAGAACAGGCGGAGAAUCUUCUCAAACGACACGAGGCUUUCCUCACCACAAUGGAGGCCAAUGACGACAAAAUCAAUGGCGUUAUUCAGUUCGCUCACAGACUCAGCGAAGAACAACAUUUUGAUUCCGACAAAAUCAUUAGAAAAGCUGAAAAUGUUAACGACAGGAGACAAUCAAACAGAGAAAAGGCUCAGCAGAUGACCGAUAAACUACGAGAUGACCUCCAAUUGCAGCAAUUCCUCCAGAAUUGUCAGGAACUGAACGAAUGGAUUCAAGAGAAAUAUAUCAUCGCUCAGGACGAGACCUAUCGCAGCGCUAAAACGGUUCACAGCAAAUGGACUCGACAUCAGGCGUUUGAGGCAGAAAUAGCGGCCAAUAAAGACCGACUGUUUCAAGUGCAACAAGAAGGCCAGAACCUGAUCCAAGUGAAGCCAUCGAUGCACUCUCUGGUUGAGCCCAAAUUAGCCGAAUUGGAGCAACAGUUUGAAGCACUCGAGAGCACUACCAGUGAAAAGGGUCUGAAAUUAUUUGACGCCAACCGACAAGUGCUAUACGAACAGACGUGUGACGACAUCGACACUUGGAUUACCGAAUUGGAGAGUCAAGUGUUGACUUCAGAGACCGGUCAGGACUUGACGAGUGUUAAACUCAUAUUAGAAAAGCAACAAAUGAUCGAAACACAAAUGGCUGUCAAAGCGAAACAAGUGAAUGAAUUGGAGUCUCAGGUCGAGUACUUAGAGAAGAUGGAACCCGAGAAGACCGACGAGAUUAAGGCCAAGAAAGUGUACGUCGAGGAGAGGUUCCAAAGACUUCAGGCGCCGCUUCUCGAGAGGAAGAAUCAGUUGCUUAAGAAGAAGGAGGCGUAUCAGUUCAGACGCGAUGUCGAGGACGAGAAGAUGUGGAUUCAGGAGAAGAUGCCAUUGGCCACCAGCUCUGACUACGGCAACAGUCUGUUCAGCGUUCAGAUGCUUAUUAAGAAAAAUCAAUCGCUACGAACCGAAAUCGAUAAUCACGAGCCGAGGAUUCGCAAUAUAUGCGAAAAUGGCCGCAAACUUAUUGAUGAGGGACACGAAGAUUCGUCUGAAUUUGAGCGUCUUAUCAAUGAGUUGAUAGAAGUGUGGGCACAACUCAAAGACAAAAUGGAUAAUAGAAAGGCUAAGCUCUUGGAGUCGGAAAGAGCUCAGAAAUACUACUUUGAUGUCUCGGAAGCUGAGUCUUGGAUGAGUGAACAGGAGUUAUAUAUGAUGGUCGACGACAGAGGAAAGGAUGAGUUUAGCGCUCAGAACCUCAUGAAAAAACACGAAUCACUCGAGAAUGCAGUGGAGGACUACGCGGAGACUAUUCGACAAUUGGGUGAGACUUCCAAACAACUCAUCCAUGAAGAACAUCCGCAGAGUGAUGCUGUGGGUGUCCGUCAAUCACAAGUGGAUAAACUAUACGCCGGUCUAAAGGAUCUCUCACUGGAAAGACGCGCUAAACUGGAAGAAGCGUUGAAAUUAUUUUCAUUGAACAGAGAAGUGGAUGACAUAAUGCAAUGGAUCGCUGAACGCGAAGUAGUGGCCGGUUCUCACGAAUUGGGUCAGGACUUCGAUCAGGUCUCUCUCCUUAAAGAGAGGUUCAAAGCCUUUGCGAGAGACACAGAAAUGACUGGAAAUGAAAGAGUUUCUGUGGUUAACGAAAACGCGGACCAUUUGAUUAAUAGCGGACACGCGGACAGCGCCACAAUCGCCGAAUGGAAGGACACAUUGAACGAGGCGUGGGCUGACCUCUUGGAACUGAUCGAAACGCGCACUCAAAUGCUGUCCGCGUCGUGGGAUUUGCAUAAGUUUUUCCACGACUGUAAAGACGUUUUCGCGCGUAUUCUUGAGAAACAGAACGCCAUGUCUGACGAGUUGGGUCGGGACGCGGUGUCCGUUUCGAGUUUACUCCGAAAACAGGCUAAUUUCGAGCACGACUUACAAACGCUUGGAAACGCUGUCCAACAGAUCCGCGACGAGUCCGGGAAACUGCAGACGGCAUACGCCGGCGAUCGCGCCCGAGAUAUAGUGAACAGAGAGUUAGACGUCGCGAACGCGUGGAAAAAACUUCUCGGAAUGUGUGACAUUCGUAGAGUCAAACUCGAAGACACCGGUGAUCUCUUCCGCUUCUUAAAUUUGGUCAGAGAUUUAAUUCUAUGGAUGGAAGACGUCGUCAGACAAAUGAAUACCUCUGAGAAGCCGAGAGAUGUAUCCGGAGUUGAGCUCCUCAUGAAUAACCACCAGAGCCUUAAAGCUGAGAUCGACGCCCGAGAAGACAACUUCUCCUCAUGUGUUAGUUUGGGUAAAGAGCUCCUCAAUCGAAGUCAUUACGCGUCGAAUGAAAUCAAAGAAAAACUACUGACGCUUACGAACCAAAGAGGAGGUCUCAUGAAUCGAUGGGAAGAGCGUUGGGAACACUUGCAGCUCAUUCUCGAAGUAUACCAAUUUGCGAGAGACGCGGCGGUGGCCGAGGCGUGGCUCGUGGCACAGGAUCCAUACCUCUUAAGCCAGGAAUUGGGACAUACCAUCGAUGAAGUGGAUCAACUCAUUAAGAAACACGAGGCCUUUGAAAAAUCUGCGUCCGCACAAGAGGAGAGAUUUGCAGCUCUGGAACGGUUGACAACGCUUGAGUUGAAAGAACAGGAAAACCCCUCACAAGACGUUGAGCUUAGAAGAAGAGCUUAUGACGAACUCGACGAUCAUAUGCGCAGAUCACCUAUAAUACUAAGCCACUGUGAAAAGGGAGUAAAGAACCGAAACAAGAAGAAGAUCAGGAACUCCGCCGCCAAGAAGAACAGGCGAAACUCAGACCACAGAAGUCUAUAUCACCCGAUGAACAACCAUAUGAUAGAAUAUAAGAAACAAGAAGAAGAUCAGGAACUCCGCCGUCAAGAAGAACAGGCGAAACUCAGACCACAGAAGUCUAUAUCACCCGAUGAACAACCAUAUGAUAGAGCUGAUGGCACAGAAUUUGGCGCCACAUCUGGUGAUGUCGAAGUCGAGGAGAAGAUUGAGAAAGUGGUUUUAACACAAACUCCUAAAACUCCGACCCUUUCGACUGUAUCGGAAGCGACAGCUAUUUCUACACCUGUUUCCCGGUCUCCGUCUCAGCCGCGCUCUGUUCAGACCACCCCGAUCCCUUCCACUUCCAAAGACAAGAGAUCUAUCUCUAGCGCGAGAUUCAGCGGCAAGUCGUCAACCUCUGCAUCGUGGGAUAAAGUGUAUGUCGUCUUAAAAAGUGGUCAACUCUUGACAUAUAAGGAUCAGAAACACUACAAACAGGACAAAGGCAGCGAAGCAGCCAUUGAUUUGAAAGGCAUUGUCAUUGAAAUUGCCGCCAAUUAUACGAAGAAGAAGCACGUGUUUAGACUGAAGCUUCCGAAUGGCGCAGAAUUCCUGUUCCAAGCGAAGGAAGACGAAGAGAUGAACGUCUGGAUGAAUAAGAUUCAGUCGGCCAUCACUGAAAUGGAGUCAUCGCCCGGACCCUCGCGUUCGCAGACAAUGCCCGCUAAAGGAGACGACGACCGCAAAGACGAGCCCAAAAAGAGAGGAUUCUUCACAUUAAAGAAAAAAUAA
This is a messenger RNA of Medioppia subpectinata, 7185 nucleotides long. The record is from the annotation of a GenBank genome assembly. Lineage: Eukaryota; Metazoa; Arthropoda; Arachnida; Sarcoptiformes; Oppiidae.